AUGGGUUCCUGUUUUAGCUCGGAGUCUACAGGGGAUGCGGAGCAAAAGAAGAGAAGCCAGGCAAUCGACCGAAAACUAGAAGAGGACUCUAGGCGAUUACGGCGAGAAUGCAAGAUUUUGCUACUCGGUUCCGGAGAAAGUGGGAAAUCGACGAUUGUCAAACAAAUGAAGAUCAUUCAUCAGAACGGAUACACUGUCGAGGAGCUGGCUCUAUAUCGUUUGACAGUAUACAAGAAUCUCCUCGAAUGCGCAAAGGCCCUCAUUGGCGCCUACCAUCAAUUCUCUCUGGAGCCUUCAAGCCAAAAAGUCCGCGACUAUAUCGAAUUCCUCACCGACUACAACAUCGAUCCGGAUCCUAAUAUACCCUUGGAUCCCUCGGUUGGAGAUGCGAUAACAUACAUCUGGAAUGACCCAUGCACAUCAACAGCAUUAGAACGGCAAAAUGAGUUCUAUCUGAUGGAUUCGGCGCCUUAUUUUUUCGAGGAGGCCAAGCGCAUAACAGCACCGGAUUAUAUACCAAACGUUAAUGAUGUGCUGCGCGCAAGAACCAAGACAACGGGUAUCUACGAGACGCGUUUCACCAUGGGACAGCUGAGCAUUCACAUGUUCGAUGUUGGCGGCCAGCGCAGCGAGCGGAAAAAAUGGAUACAUUGUUUCGAAAAUGUCACGUCCAUCAUCUUCUGCGUGGCUCUAAGCGAAUACGACCAAGUGCUGCUAGAGGAAGGGAACCAGAACCGAAUGAUGGAGAGUUUGGUACUAUUUGAUUCUGUGGUAAAUUCUAGGUGGUUCAUGCGAACAAGUAUAAUCCUCUUCUUGAACAAAGUGGACCUCUUUCGACAGAAGCUACCGCGCUCGCCAUUGCACAAUUACUUCCCAGACUAUUCAGGUGGCAAUGAUGUGAAUCGAGCCGCAAAGUAUCUCCUUUGGCGGUUCAAUCAGGUCAACAGAGCACAUCUAAACCUAUAUCCCCACCUGACACAAGCCACCGACACCACGAAUAUUCGUUUAGUAUUCGCCGCAGUGAAAGAGACUAUCCUACAGAAUGCCCUGAAAGACUCAGGAAUUCUAUGA
This is a messenger RNA of Aspergillus calidoustus, 1071 nucleotides long. Lineage: Eukaryota; Fungi; Ascomycota; Eurotiomycetes; Eurotiales; Aspergillaceae. The record is from the annotation of a GenBank genome assembly.